AGGCCAUGCUGCUCUGCUGAGGCGCCCGGCUGAAGGUCCCUGGGUGUUCCAGUGGGAGAGGCAGGAGCACAGCCUCCAGGGACUGAGUUUGCCCAGGGCGAGAGCACUGCUCUCCCAGUGGUCUGCACCCCAGGCCCUGGCAUUUUCAGAUGGCUCAUGCGCUGGGCCCCCAGGUGAUGGAUUUGGAUAUGUUUCUAUGAAGAAAUGCCACAUGUCACUACUGAAACAAGAACAAACAUGUCCAGACUGCUGCCACCUUAGGGGAUAGGGCUGGUUGACAGCUCUUCCCAGGGAGUCAGGCGUGGUCUGACCCAGGAGCAGGAAACACAUCAUCACCAAUGACAUCAUGACAACAAGAGAGCACAGCCCUCGCCAUGGCGCCAGGGCCCGUGCACUGCAGCGGGCUUCCACCAUUGAUGUGGCAGCUGACAUGCUUGGCCUCUCUCUGGCAGGAAAUCUACAAGAUCCAGAUGAACCCAUUUUAGAGUUCAGCUUAGCUUGUAGUGAGCUGCAUACGCCAUCGCUAGAUCGGAAACCAAAUAGUUUUGUAGCAGUGAGUGUGACCACCCCUCCACAGGCAUUCUGGACGAAGCACGCGCAGACGGAGAUCAUCGAGGGAACCAACAACCCUAUAUUCUUAAGCAGCAUUGCCUUCUUCCAAGACUCUCUCAUCAAUCAGAUGACGCAGAUCAAACUCUCCGUGUACGACGUCAAAGACAGAUCUCAGGGAACAAUGUACCUACUGGGCUCUGGGACAUUCAUUGUCAAGGAUCUGCUCCAGGACAGGCAUCAUCGGUUGCAUUUAACACUAAGGUCUGCAGAGAGUGACCGUGUGGGUAACAUCACGGUGAUCGGCUGGCAGAUGGAGGAGAAGUCAGACCAGCGGCCUCCAGUGACCCGGGCUGUGGACACCAUCAACGGGAGGAUGGUCCUCCCCGUGGACGAGAGCUUGACCGAAGCGUUGGGAAUCCGAUCCAAAUAUGCUUCGUUGCGUAAAGACACAUUGCUGAAAUCGGUGUUCGGUGGUGCCAUCUGCCGCAUGUACCGCUUCCCCACCACCGACGGCAACCACCUGCGGAUCCUGGAGCAGAUGGCGGAGAGCGUGCUCUCCCUGCACGUGCCCCGGCAGUUCGUGAAGCUGCUGCUGGAAGAAGAUGCAGCCAGAGUGUGUGAACUGGAGGAGCUGGGGGAGCUGUCCCCCUGCUGGGAGAGCCUCCGGCGCCAGAUUGUCACUCAGUACCAGACCAUCAUCCUCACGUACCAGGAGAACCUGACCGACCUGCAUCAGUACAAAGGUCCCUCGUUUAAAGCGAGCAGUUUGAAAGCAGAUAAAAAGUUGGAAUUUGUUCCCACAAACUUGCACAUACAAAGAAUGAGGGUUCAGGACGAUGGAGGAUCAGAUCAGAGCUAUGACAUCGUCACCAUUGGGGCGCCAGCCGCACACUGCCAAGGUUUUAAGUCAGGAGGCCUCCGCAAAAAGCUGCACAAAUUUGAAGAGUCCAAGAAACACAGUUUUGAGGAGUGUUGUACGUCAUCCAGCUGCCAGUCCAUCAUCUACAUACCACAGGACGUCACCAGAGCCAAGGAGAUCAUCGCCCAGAUCAACACCCUGAAAACCCAAGUGAGUUACUACGCAGAGCGGCUCUCGAGGGCGGCCAAGGACCGGUCUGCCACUGGCCUCGAAAGGACGCUCGCCAUCUUGGCAGACAAGACCCGGCAGUUGGUCACCGUCUGCGACUGCAAGCUGCUGGCCAACUCCAUCCAUGGGCUGAACGCGGCGCGGCCCGACUAUAUUGCUUCCAAGGCCUCCCCCACCUCGACCGAGGAGGAGCAGGUGAUGCUCAGGAAUGACCAGGACACCCUCAUGGCCAGGUGGACGGGCAGGAACAGCCGGUCUUCUCUGCAGGUGGAUUGGCACGAGGAGGAGUGGGAGAAAGUGUGGCUGAACGUUGACAAGAGCCUGGAGUGCAUCAUCCAGCGGGUGGACAAGCUGCUGCAGAAGGAGCGCCUGCUCGGUGAGGGCUGUGAGGACGGCUUCCCCUGCUCGGGCAGCGGCACCAGCAAGAAAGGUAACCGGAACAGCCACGCCUACUGGAUCAGACCGGAGGACCCCUUCUGUGAUGCCCCCUCCUCACCACGCCCCGCCUCCAUGCCCGCUGCUGCAUGCCAUCCUCACCUGACCACACAUUGCAGCCCCCCUCCUGAAGAAUCCAGCCCAGGUGAAUGGAGUGAGGCCCUUUACCCCCUGCUGACCACACUCACAGACUGUGUGGCCAUGAUGAGCGACAAAGCCAAGAAGGCCAUGGUCUUCCUGCUCAUGCAGGACAGCGCGCCCACCAUUGCCGCCUACCUGAGCCUGCAGCACCGCCGCGACGCGGUCUUCUGCCAAACCCUGACUGCUCUCAUCUGCGGCUUCAUCAUCAAGCUGAGGAACUGCCUGCACGACGAUGGCUUCCUGCGGCAGCUCUACACCAUCGGGCUGCUCGCCCAGUUUGAGAGCCUGCUGAGCACCUACGGUGAGGAGCUGGCCAUGCUGGAGGACAUGAGCCUUGGAAUCAUGGACUUGAGGAACGUGACCUUCAAAGUUACGCAGGCCACUUCCAACGCAUCAACUGACAUGCUGCCUGUCAUCACAGGAAAUCGGGACGGGUUUAACGUGCGGAUCCCUCUGCCGGGCCCCCUGUUUGACACCCUGCCCCGGGAGAUCCAGAGCGGCAUGCUGCUUCGGGUGCAGCCCGUCCUCUUCAACGUGGGCAUCAACGAGCAGCAGACGCUGGCCGAGAGGUUUGGCGACACAUCGUUACAAGAAGUUAUCAACAUGGAGAGUUUGGUGCGGCUAAAUUCCUACUUCGAGCAGUUUAAGGAAGUGUUGCCUGAAGAUUGCUUGCCUCGCUCUCGGAGCCAGACGUGCCUGCCGGAGCUGCUGCGGUUCCUGGGCCAGAACGUCCAUGCCAGGAAGAACAAGAACGUGGACAUCCUCUGGCAAGCUGCUGAGAUCUGCCGCCGUCUUAACGGGGUCCGGUUCACCAGCUGCAAGAGCGCCAAGGACCGCACGGCCAUGUCGGUGACACUGGAGCAGUGCCUGAUCCUGCAGCACGAGCACGGCAUGGCCCCGCAGGUCUUCACCCAGGCCCUGGAGUGCAUGCGCAGUGAGGGUUGUCGAAGAGAAAAUACAAUGAAGAAUGUUGGAAGUCGCAAAUAUGCGUUUAAUUCCCUGCAGCUGAAGGCUUUCCCCAAGCAUUACAGGCCUCCCGAAGGGACUUACGGCAAGGUUGAAACUUGAACACCCGGUGUCCUCUCUAGCUGUCAUAUAACAAAUGUGGGGACCCUCUAGUAUCACACACGAGUUCUUCACCAAGACCUGAAGGACUGGUUUUUACUUUUGUGUUUUUUAAAAAAUAUUUCACUAAGGAGUCUAUGAAGCAUGUUUUUUAUUCGGUUGGAAUUAGUAGGAGGUAAUGUUGGCUCAAUAGUGUGGAUAGUAACAACUGCCCAUUUAAACCGCCUGCAGCCAGAACCUCACAGAUAGAUGUCAUGAUAGUCACCUGUAGGUCUGAGAUGCUAAGACUUUUUAAAUGCCCACUUAGGCAGCUGCUCACUUAUUUUUCUACUAAGUAACUCAAAACUGAGCAUCAAAUUACAAUCUACUUUUAAAAAAUCUGAAUGUAAAACAGUAAAUAGUAAACAGUUAAAUCCUGGACAGACCAAUAAGUGUUUUAUGUUAAUUCAAGUUUUGGGGAGAGGCUAGCUCUGGCUCAGGCAGUGAAAGCAGGUGGUUCUACUGAAUUAUCCUGUGAGGGCACAGGCGGGGCCAGAGCCGCAGGCUGAGAAACAGCCCAGACAGACUUUAUGGGAAGGUAACCCCUGCAGAGCCGCUCACACAGUGGGGGCCACUCUGUUCCUUUGAGUUCUGGAACGGUGUGUGCUGGGGAACAGGAAGCCCGCUGCCUGCCUGUCCUCUCAACCUGCACCCUGGCCCCACCCUGCCCGGGUGCAGACCCCCUUCCCGGGCGCCCCAGGACCUCUCGGCAGUGAGGAUUUAUGUGUAGACAGUGGAAGCCUAAAUCUUUUCAGAACAGACUUCCUUUUGUGGGUUUCCCAAUUGUCUUCUAAAAAUCAAUACAAUCAUGUUUGAAGGUCUGAUGAAAGUGUCUUUUAAGUUUGCAAUAAUUGUUACUAUCUUCUCAUUCUGUUAUGUAAGGUGACUAUUGAGAAAGUUGAAAUUAGCUCUGAAAAUGAGAUGUUGAAAGGGAUUAAUGGGCCAUAAAACAGGGAUUUCAUAGAAAAUGAUGUCUG
Molecule: messenger RNA, 4296 nt
Organism: Myotis lucifugus (little brown bat)
Lineage: Eukaryota; Metazoa; Chordata; Mammalia; Chiroptera; Vespertilionidae
Gene: INPP4A
Product: inositol polyphosphate-4-phosphatase type I A
Exons: 26
Coding region: 347-3283 (978 amino acids)
Cellular component (GO): cytoplasm
Molecular function (GO): phosphatidylinositol-3,4-bisphosphate 4-phosphatase activity
Source: RefSeq, a predicted model, not a curated record